This is a messenger RNA of Heterobilharzia americana, 375 nucleotides long. NCBI's taxonomy places the organism in Eukaryota, Metazoa, Platyhelminthes, Trematoda, Strigeidida, Schistosomatidae. The record is from the annotation of a GenBank genome assembly.
AUGAACAUUAUCCCACGACCAAAAUUUCUUAAUAUACAAAUGAAGCUGUCUAGACUUGACAUAACACCUCCAAAUAAUCUUCAGCAUUCUACUCAUGUGAAUUAUAAUUCGAGCACAGGUGAAUAUGUAGGUCUGCCAAGACAAUGGGAGACCAUUAUCUCUACUAAAAGGCUUCCUAAUGGAAAUUUAGGUCUGAACAACAUGUAUAAGUCUAAAGAAUUACCUAGACAGAGCUCUGCUAACUUUCGUACUAAUCCCUACAACGACAAUACCUUUUCAUUCAGAAAUAUUGUAUAUCAGAAUAGUCCUCAAAUCUUCAAAGUCAAGUCAAAUUUUCAUCUCAACCAUCAAUCAGAAGAAAUAAUUCAUCGAUAA